CGCCGCCGCCUCCCACUGCCUCGCCUCCCGCGCCCUUCCCGCUCCUUCGCCUUCUGUCUAGCUAGGUGGACGGGAAGGAAGCAGCGAUUCAGUCAACAUGGGUAAAGGUGACCCCAAAAAACCAAAGGGCAAGAUGUCUGCAUAUGCCUUUUUUGUGCAGACUUGCAGGGAAGAGCAUAAGAAGAAAAACCCAGAAGUUCCUGUCAAUUUUGCAGAAUUUUCCAAGAAAUGCUCAGAGAGAUGGAAGACAAUGUCUGGGAAGGAGAAAGCUAAAUUUGAUGAGAUGGCAAAAGCAGAUAAGGUGCGCUAUGAUCGAGAGAUGAAGGAUUACGGACCAGCUAAGGGAGGCAAAAAGAAAAAGGAUCCAAAUGCCCCCAAGAGACCACCGUCUGGAUUUUUCCUUUUCUGCUCAGAAUUUCGUCCCAAGAUCAAGUCUACAAACCCUGGCAUCUCUAUUGGUGAUGUGGCCAAGAAACUGGGUGAGAUGUGGAACAACUUAAGUGAUAAUGAGAAACAGCCCUACAUCACCAAGGCUGCAAAGCUGAAAGAGAAGUAUGAAAAGGAUGUUGCUGAUUACAAAUCUAAAGGGAAAUUUGAUGGUGCUAAAGGUCCUGCUAAAGUUGCCCGGAAAAAGGUGGAAGAUGAAGAUGAAGAAGAGGAAGAGGAGGAAGAAGAGGAGGAGGAGGAGGAUGAUGAAUAAAAAAAAACCUAUUGAUCUGUCUCCUUGUGAAUAUCUUAGAGUAGGGGAGCGCCGUGAUCGGCACAUCUCUUAUUUGAGACGUGUCUAUUGCUCUUAUUAGGUUUAAUUACAAAAUUUGAUCGCGAUCAUUGUAGUCUCUCAAAGUGCUCUAGAAAUUUUGUCAGUGGUUUACAUGAAGGUAGCCAUGGGUGUCCAGAGCACCUGAAACUGUAUCAAAGUUGUACAUAUUUGCAAACAUUUUUAAAAAGAAAAGGCACUCGUGUUCUCCUCUCUGUGCACUUUGCUGUGGGUGUGACAAAACAUUUGAAGAUGUUUCUGGCAUUUUGUUUUCAAUCUGUAAGGUGGUGUUAACUCUAUGGUUAUUGGCUAGAAAUCCUGAGUUACCAGCUGUACAUAUCUAUAGUUUGUAAAAAGAACAAAACAACCAAGACAGACUCUUGAUGCUCCUUGCCUGGCGUUGAGGCUGUGGAGGAAGAUGCCUUUUGGAGGGGCCGUAGCUCAGGGCAUGCACUGUGAGGCUGGACCUGUUGACACUGCAGUGGGCAUCCAUUUAGCUUCAGGUUGUCUUGUUUCUGUACAUAGUGACAUAGCAUUUGCUGCCAUUCUUAGCUGUGGAAAGGGGGGGGGUCAGCUGGCAUGAGAAGUGUAUUUUUUUUUUAGUUAAGUGUGGUAGGUUUUAAACCCUUUGUUUUUACACAAACUGGAACUGUUCAUUGUCAGCAAAGGAAAGUUCAAGAACCUUCUGUACUUAAACACAAUUUGCAACGUUCUGUUAUUUUUUUGUAUGUUUAGAAUGUUGAAAUGUUUUUGAAGUUAAAAUAAACAGUAUUACGUUUUUAAAAGUG
Dipodomys ordii (Ord's kangaroo rat) is the source of this 1545-nucleotide messenger RNA. It is a transcript of the gene Hmgb3, whose product is annotated as high mobility group box 3. Lineage: Eukaryota; Metazoa; Chordata; Mammalia; Rodentia; Heteromyidae. The record is from RefSeq and is a predicted model, not a curated record. The coding region runs from base 98 to 700 and encodes 200 amino acids. Gene Ontology annotation, molecular function: DNA binding, bending. Gene Ontology annotation, cellular component: nucleus. The transcript is spliced from 5 exons. Gene Ontology annotation, biological process: regulation of transcription by RNA polymerase II.